AAACCUACAACAUCACCUACCCCCACACCUACAAAAUCUACAACACCAACAAAAUCUACAACAUCAUCUAAACCUACAUCAACAACUACCACAAAGUCUACUACAACAAAAUCUACUAUUAAGACAACUACUACAUCUACUCCAACAACUACUCCUACACCAACUCCGCGCUACGACUGUCCUGAAUGGGAUAAAAACACCAACGAGACCUUCAUCUUGUGUAACUGCACCAUGGCUAGGUGCAUUGAAGACAACGUUAUUGAAAUUAUUCCAUUUAAAUGUCCUCCACUGCAGAACAUCACCUGUGAAAAUGGCAAAAAACCUGUGCUUGUCUAUGAUGAGCACUACUGCUGCCAAUAUUACGUAUGCGACUGCUUUUGUGAAGGCUGGGGUGACCCGCAUUACAUCACAUUUGAUGGACUCUUCUACAGUUAUCAAGGAAACUGCACUUACAUAUUAAUGCAGGAAAUAAGGCCUCGAUACCAUUUAAAGAUCUACACUGACAAUGUCUACUGUGACCCCAUUGAGCAUGUAUCCUGUCCCAGAUCCAUUAUUGUGUCUUACAACAAACAAGUCAUAACGCUUAAGAAUCACAAUCUCAUUGGAGGAGCAGACCUAGAGGCUAUUAAGGAUGAUGUUAAGUUAAAUCUGCCAUAUGCUUUCAAUGGUGUGAGGGUUAUAAGCUCAGGCCUAGACCUGUUCCUGAAUAUUCCACAGCUGGGUGUUGAUAUAACAUUCGGAGCCACUGGCUUUAGCAUCAACCUGCCAUUCCAGCAUUUUGGAAGCAACACACAAGGCCACUGUGGAACGUGCAACAACAACCAGGCUGAUGACUGCAUGCUUCCUGGAGGGAUCUUGGUGGACAACUGUGCAGUGAUGGCGGAUUACUGGCCAGCCAGUGGUGUGAACGGUGAAAUUUGCACUCCACCAACUGCAUUACCUGCAGUUAUCCACAGUAAAAUCAAACCUACAACUAAGCCAUGCCAGGCCCAUCCUGAGUGCAACCUCCUCAGCAGCGAGCUGUUCGAAGCAUGCCAUUCCCAUGUGUCCCCCAAAAACUUCUUUUUAGGAUGUCAAUAUGAUAGUUGUCAUAUGAGCAACCCUGCCGUGGUGUGUACCAGUCUGCAGAGCUACGCAAGGGCUUGUUCUCAAUUAGGGAUCUGCAUAUACUGGAGGAACUACACUAGCCUUUGCAAUAUUGAAUGCCCAACAGAUAAAGUCUUCAAUCCUUGUGGUCCAGCUGAGCCACCAAGCUGUGAUAUACCUGAACAGAACACCAUUAUAGUGCCCACAGAGGGCUGCUUCUGUCCUGAGGGCACAUUGCUUUUCAACAAGAAGUCAGGAGUCUGUGUGAACAAAUGUGGAUGCCUGGACUCCUCUGGGACACCACGUGAGUUCAAUGAGGUUUUCGAGUACAACUGCGAAGAGUGUAUCUGUGAUAAGGCCAGCAAAUCGGUGAUCUGUAAGCCCAAGAAGUGUCCUGAUGUGAAUCCUGAGAGCUGCACUGAGCCUGGCUUUGUGCUGGUCAAUGUCACCAAUCCUUCAGACCCAUGCUGCAGCAAACAAGUUUGCAAUUGUGAUGUCAACAUGUGCCCACCUUUUAAUAAAAAGUGUGCAGUCGGAUAUGCUCCAGUCCUGAAAGUGCCUAAUGGAAAAUGCUGUCCAGAAAUCAAAUGCGAGCCAAAGAAAGUGUGUGUCCACAAAAACACAGAGUAUGAGCCUGGUACCAACAUCCCCAUCGUUGACUGUCAGGAAUGUAGCUGUACAUGGGACGUGGAUCCUAAAACGCGGUUGUUCAAGAUCAAAUGUGGAUUUGUGCAGUGCAAUGAGAAAUGUGAAUCUGGUUAUGAAUAUAUUUAUACAAACUUAACCAACUGCUGUGGAAAGUGUGUGCAAACUCACUGCAUCGUCAACAUCAGUGGCUUCACUCAAAUACUGCCGGAAGGAGCCACUUUGAGCAUUCCAAACCAGGGCUGUGACAAAAUCGAAUGCACUAAAGUUAAUGGACAGUUCAUCGCCAACAAACACACAGUCCAGUGUCCUCCUUUCAACGCUUCCAACUGUCAGCCUGGCACUGAUCAGCUGUCACCUGAUGGCUGCUGCCAUGUUUGUGUGGACCAAAUUAAAGGAUGUCAAGUACAGACCGUUCGCAAUUACAUAAAUCACAAUGACUGUCAAUCAGAGAAGAAAAUGGACCUGACAUUUUGUGGUGGAGAUUGUACCAGUUUUAGCAGGUACACAGAACCUGGGUUGUCAUCUUGUAGCUGUUGCCAGGCCAAACGCUCAAGUAAUCGCACAGUGAAUCUUGGUUGCGUAAAUGGAGAGAUAAUAACCCACACAUACAUCCAUGUUGAAGAGUGCUCCUGUAGCAGAACUAACUGUCAUGAAAUGGGAGCGAUCCAAACACUCACUGAAAACGGCAGAAGAAAACGCAGCUUCGGACUUCCGUGAGCAGCAGCAGUGAAUCAUUGACCCACUCUCUGAAAAACUACUCUCAAGUAUCUUUGAUCAGAAAUUAAUUUAAAUUGCACAUGCUUUCUUUAACAUUUCUUAAACUAUCUAUAGAGCUUUUCUUUUUUCUUUGUUAAAUGUGAACUCUUUUGCUUGCUUGAAAUUAAAAAAAAAAAGGCAAUUAAAAAGGCAUUUUAAAACUAAA
Messenger RNA from Ctenopharyngodon idella (grass carp), 2656 nucleotides. RefSeq names its product intestinal mucin-like protein. The transcript has 19 exons. Lineage: Eukaryota; Metazoa; Chordata; Actinopteri; Cypriniformes; Xenocyprididae. The record is from RefSeq and is a predicted model, not a curated record. Gene Ontology annotation, molecular function: protein binding. Gene Ontology annotation, cellular component: extracellular matrix. The coding region runs from base 232 to 2451 and encodes 739 amino acids.